Molecule: messenger RNA, 4207 nt
Organism: Syngnathoides biaculeatus (alligator pipefish)
Lineage: Eukaryota; Metazoa; Chordata; Actinopteri; Syngnathiformes; Syngnathidae
Gene: adam12a
Product: disintegrin and metalloproteinase domain-containing protein 12
Exons: 23
Coding region: 283-3030 (915 amino acids)
Biological process (GO): proteolysis
Molecular function (GO): metalloendopeptidase activity
Source: RefSeq, a predicted model, not a curated record
CUUCCUCUUCUUCUUGUCUUCCUUCCAUUCUUUCUUUUUGCGCGCUGUCCUUGCCUUCGCCUCCUCCCACCUGCGACGUUUUCUCUUUUCUUCCUAUUUGAUUUGUUGCUGUUGUGGGCGCGCACUCGCCAACAAUGACUCGCCGUCUCCGGGAUUUCCCCGCAAACUUGAUCACGUUCCACGGCGUCAUUUGACUCGCAAGGCGACGAGGAUGAUGAUGCUGAUGAUGCUGAUGAUGAAGGUGACGCUCCGGCCGCACUGAUCCGCGCAGCCAAGGCAGCCAUGGCCGGCGGCAACUUGGGGAUUUUGACCGCAGCACUUCUGGCGUGUGCGCGCGUGGGCGCGCGUCCACCCGCGGGAGGGAGUUGGGACUUUGAACUCGGACCGGCUUCCAAACAAAAACUCUACCAAACUACGGUACCUCUUCAACUGGUCGGACAAGACUGGAAACCAAUGCACCUGCUCCAAUCCCAGAGUCACCCGACGUCGCUGAAGCUGCUGAUCGAGGCGGAAGGGGAACGGCUGCUUUUGACGCUGCACAAAAACCAGGGAUUGUUUGCAAGCAACUAUAAAGAAACUCAUUACCUGCACGACGGCACCGCAGUCACAGACACGCACAACUCUUUGGCUCACUGCUACUACCACGGCCAAGUGGAGCGUCACCCGGACUCUGACGUCAGCAUCAGCACCUGCAACGCCACACUCAAGGGCUUGAUAUCGGUGGACAGCAGAUCGUACGUGGUGGAGCCGGCGGCCCGCGGCGCCCGCGGAACUCACUGGAUCUACGCAACGCGGCACCUCCGCUUGCCGCGCGGCACCUGCGGACAUAACUUCGACGUGUUAGAGCCCGUUCCGCCGCCGGACCGCAACCCUUUCAAAUCCUUCAGCACCAGGCACAAGCGUCACAUCCAGACCACCACCAAGUUCGUGGAGCUGGUCAUCGUAGCCGACAACCGCGAGUUUCAGAAGCACGGCAAGGACGUGGAGAAAGUCAAGCAGCGCCUGGCCGAGAUCGCCAAUUACGUGGACAAGUUCUACAGGGCCCUGAACAUCCGCGUGGCCCUGGUGGGCCUGGAGGUCUGGAGCGACGUGGACAAGUGUCCCGUCACGCAGGACCCCUUCACCACCCUGCACGAGUUCCUGGACUGGAGGAAAGUCAAGCUGCUGCCUCGCAAACCUCACGACAACGCCCAGCUCAUCAGCGGGGUGUACUUCCAGGGUACCACCAUCGGCAUGGCGCCCAUCAUGAGCAUGUGCACGGCUGACCAGUCCGGAGGCAUCGUCAUGGAUCAUUCGGACAACCCGCUGGGCGCGGCGGUCACGCUGGCCCACGAGCUGGGCCACAACUUCGGCAUGAACCACGACACCCCCGAGCGGGGGUGCGGCUGCCGGGCGACGGCGGACCGCGGCGGCUGCAUCAUGACUCCUUCCACCGGGUUUCCCUUCCCGACGGUGUUCAGCAGCUGCAGCAAGAAGGACCUGCAGGCCAGCUUGGACAAGGGGGUGGGCAUGUGCCUCUUCAACAUGCCCGAGGUCAAAGUGCUCUACGGCGGACAGAAGUGCGGCAACAGCUACGUGGAGGAAGGCGAGGAGUGCGACUGCGGCGAAGUCGAGGAAUGCGCCAAUCCCUGCUGCAACGCCACCAGCUGCACCCUGAAGGGCGGCGCCACCUGCGCCCACGGCCAGUGCUGCCACGACUGCCAGCUGAAGCCGGCGGGAACCCCGUGCCGCGAGUCGGGCAACUCGUGCGACCUGCCCGAGUUCUGCACGGGCGACGCCCCCCACUGCCCCGCCAACGUCUACCUGCACGACGGGCACGCCUGUAGCGGCGUGGACGGCUACUGCUACAACGGCGUGUGCCAGACGCACGAGCAGCAGUGCGUCACGCUGUGGGGGCGAGGUGCCAAAGCCGCGCCCGGCAUCUGCUUCGAGAGAGUCAACUCGGCGGGCGAUCCCUACGGCAACUGUGGCAAAGAUGCCAAAGGAUCGUUUGCCAAAUGUGACGCACGGGACGCCCAAUGCGGCAAAGUCCAGUGCCAAGGGGGCGCCAACCGCCCCAUCAUCGGCACCAACGCCGUCUCCAUAGAAACCAAUAUCCCCUUGCAGCAGGGCGGCAGGAUCCUGUGCCGCGGCACGCACGUCUACCUGGGCGACGACAUGCCGGACCCGGGCCUGGUCCUGACGGGGACCAAGUGCGGUAGCGGAAUGAUGUGCCUGAACCGCCGGUGUCAGAACGUCAGCGUUUUCGGCGUGCACGAGUGCGCCGCCAAGUGCAACGGGCGAGGGGUGUGCAAUAACAACAAGAACUGCCACUGCGAGGCCCAUCGCGCGCCCCCUUUCUGCGACUCGUCCGGUUUCGGGGGCAGCGUGGACAGCGGUCCCGUCCGACGGGCGGACGGCGUCCACGUGACGGCGGGCGUCCUGGCGGCGCUGCUCGGCGUGGCGGGGGCCGCCCUGGUGGUGUGCAUCAAGCGGAAAAGCCUCCAGAGAGUUCUGUCCACUGCCAAGAAAGAUCCGACUAACAAAUUCAGGUCCGUAAGCGCCUCGACGGGCGCGCCGCCCACCCCCAAGCGACAUCGACCAACGAGCGUGGCGUCGCCUUCCCGACCGGCGCCGCCCUUGCCUCACAGCGCCACCAUCUUUAAGCCCCCUCAGCGUGGGCCGCAGGCGCAGCCCCCGCCGCCGCCGUACCCGUCGCACAGCCUUCGCCGCCUCCCCCGGUGCCAGCCUCUCUCGCUCAGCGUGUCGCCCCCUCGUCCUCAUCCUCACGUCCGCGUGGCGCUGGCGAGAAGGCCGGCCGUCGCCUUCCGCGGCGCUGCCCCCCUCAACACCUGCAGGAUGGAAGGGGAGCGGCCCGGCCCCCCCCAGAAGCCUCUUCCCGCGGACCCGCAGGCCGCUCACGCCGGACCAAGGCCGGGACCAAGACCGGGACCCAGAUCCGUGCUUCCCCACUCGGCAAAAAGUGUGGCGGUGCAGCCCCCCGCACCCCCCAAGCCCCGCGUGGUGGCCAACGUCAAAUACGGCAGAUGAUGACGUUGCCGCGGCGACGGCGGACCCAUUUUGCACUAGGGCUGCCUCCAAAAUGGCGGCCCUGACACGCCUCCUUGGUGCUAACGAGUUCAGGUACACGCAAGUGAACUAUUUAUACGACCCCUCUAUUUAUUUGUGGCUACGCAACGCACUGUGCCUGACACUUUUUUUUUUUUUUAAUUAUUUUUGUUUUUACACUUUUUAUGACUCAAGAGGCAUGAUUUACAGCCAUUUUUUUUUUUUUUUAUGAAAAAAAAAUAAAAUGAUGGACUGUUAUAAAAAGUCAGUCUGUGAGCAACAGUGGGGCCUUGACUUAAAAGUAAAGUAUGUACAGGAGUUGGAUUUUUUUUUUAUUCAAAACUGAGAACAAAAUUCUGAAACCCGAUCAAUAGGCCAAUAAAUUCCAAAAAUAGAUCAUGAAUAAAAGAAAUUGUUUUUUGGGCCCUCAAUCCUUACAGCAAUAAAGAUAUGAAUUACAACACAAAAUCACUUUUUGGCCAUGAGAAUUUAACUUUACUCCAGAAAGUAAAAUCAGAAAAAAAAUUGGUAGAUUUUGGCCAAUUUACAUUUUUUUCUUUGAAUGAUCUUUGUCUUAUGCUGUCACGUGUUAAUAUUUUGUUUUUUAAGCCUUUGACGGCUUUUUGAAAGCCACGAAAAAUGUCAUUUCAACAAGGAAAUUCGGUUUGAGUAAAGUGAGCUCCGAGGUUCGAUCCCCGCAAUGAAUUCCACUCACAAGUCGAGGCACGUUUGAAGGGGAAAAAGUAUGUGACGCGUUCGGUUGGUGGUUAAAGCUGCCCUAACCCUUUUUCACUCAUCCUAUAUUUUUUUCAUGGCACAAUUUUUAGCGGUGAUUUUCACAGUUUUAUUUUGCUUUCAUGGCAGUUUUUUAAAUCAUUUUUUGACUCAUGCUAUUUUUUUUUAAAUCACUACUUUUGAAUAUGUUUUUAUCUUUUAUUGUAACAAUCGUUUUUUUGCAUUUGCAUUUUUUAAGCAAUCAGUGUUAGUUUUUUUUUUUUUUGGUUGCUUUUUCACCCUUUACAGUUUUUAACAGUUUUUUUAAAAAAAAUUAACCUGUCAUUUUUUUAAACAAACAUUUUUUUCUACAUUUUUGAUGACCUUUUCUACCUGGCACAUUUUCUUUACCAGUCACAUUUUGUAUUCUCGUGUUUUAUUUUUA